AUGACUAAGAGUAACGGAAGAGGUAACGGGUAUAACAAUAUCGUAAAGCCGACGCCUAUGUUCUUGGUUUACGAAAUGGACGAGGGUCGAGUGUCUAUAACCACCGAGUUAAGUCGUAUUCCCAGCGAACUACUUGGCCUGCCCAUUCGAGUGUUUGCCGCUCAGCUGAAAGACUCCGUGCCUGAGGAGCUUGAGACCCAAGGUGCAGAUCUGACGGUCAAGUUUAAACUCGAUAACCCGCUGCCCAAGGAAAAGUUACGCUCGGCAAAUGCCGCCCUGAAUUCGAAGGGCGAGCAGAUUUGUGUGGCCCGAAUAAGCACCUUCUUGGGUCAUAUUUCAGAUUUAGGCCACAAGUACUGGCGUGAACCCAUCGCGCAAGACUCCAUUGUGUUCAUUUCCCACGUGGUCAGCUUUAAGGAGGUAUACAUAAGCUCCCCAAAUGCCAAGCAGUAUGCGGAAAUUUUCAAGCGUCUGGAGUACAAGUGCGCUCCACUCCACGAUUCUAGUGACGUCUCUGUUGGGUGCAUCGUGCUGGUUGUCUCUAAGAAGAUGGGACACUUCCGGGGCGAGAUAUUGAGUACUGCUAACGGAAUAUUUGAUGUGAAAAACGUUGAUACCGGUGCCAUCCAAAAGGUGGAGUUGUCGGCGAUACGCAAGUCUUGUCGCUUUCUGGAGAAUUUGUCCGUGUGUCUGAUGCGUGUGCAGUUAAAGGAUAUCUGCAAUAUUCCGGAUGCAGCAGUGCCAGUCAACAAUGGGGCCAUUCAACUGCUAAACAAAGUCUACGCCCAAGAAGAAAUGCUAAGUCUGGGAAUGGUAGAUGCUACUACAUCGACCGUGGAUCUUCUGUCCAGCUCCAGCUCCCCGUGCUCCUUGGUGCUCCGAAUGUUGCCUCUUAUGUUUACACCGGUACAAGAUAAGCCGGAAGUUGUUCCACCAAAGGCUGCUCUUACUCCAAGUCAAUCGCCUGUUGUCUCCCCGGAAAAACAGAAGGUACAGUCCCCACUGCUGCUGGAGGCAGCCAAGGAUCUGCCUCCACUGCCGCCCUCUCCACCGGAGUCACCUGUUCCUGUCGAACCGAUUGAAAAGUCUGCUUCCCAAAUUGUGCCCCAUGAUAAGCCCAUUGAACGGUUCUUUUUCAACGCUUUGCCCAAGAAUCUAGCUCCUUUGGGCGACAAGGUCAACCUAAUCCUUUUAAACGCUGACGGAAUGCCACAGACUGGCUACAUUACUGCCGCCUACUUCAAGGAUGGAAAGGUGGCCGAUGAAUUCAGGGACAUGCUCAACUGUGUUGCCCAUCAGGGAGCGUGUGACCAUAAUGCCGUUCCGGGUUACGUGCCAAGCGUUGGUGAACUGUGCUUGGCGCUCUUCAGCGAGGACAAAAGCUGGUAUCGCGGAGUCUGCCUGGAGGUCAAGGACAAUAUGGCCAAAAUUCUGUACUGUGACUUUGGAAACUCUGAAUUGGUGCCCGUGGAACAUCUGAAACCGAUGGCCCAAGAUUUGCUAAAUGCCGUCUAUUCAACGAAGUGCUAUAUAGAUGGCUUCGACAAGUCAAAGAAUUUUGCAGCUCUGGAGGACUAUCUUGUACAUAAGGUCCGAUUCUUUUGUGGCGUCAAGGUUGGCCCUGAACCCGAUACUCGUCUCAUUACGAUUCCGAACCUGCAGAAUAUUCUAAACGCGCCAAGUGUAUAAUUUUACGAUGCUUUCGACUUCAACUUACCGACAACAUGGAUCACAUUCCUUCAUAAGAUUUUAGCAUUAAGGUUUUGAUAACAUGAUUUUGAUAAUCAUUCGCUUACAUUUAUUU
This is a messenger RNA of Drosophila teissieri, 1804 nucleotides long. RefSeq lists its product as uncharacterized. The coding region runs from base 1 to 1689 and encodes 562 amino acids. The record is from RefSeq and is a predicted model, not a curated record. The transcript is spliced from 5 exons. Lineage: Eukaryota; Metazoa; Arthropoda; Insecta; Diptera; Drosophilidae. Gene Ontology annotation, biological process: spermatogenesis.